Molecule: messenger RNA, 360 nt
Organism: Symbiodinium natans
Lineage: Eukaryota; Dinophyceae; Suessiales; Symbiodiniaceae
Source: the annotation of a GenBank genome assembly
AUGGCACCGACGCAUCACCAAUCAAGUUCUUCAUCGUCUUCAUGCGUGGCGCCAACGCAUCACCAGUCCAGUUCCAGCUCGGAUCAGAACUCUGGCUUGUUGCCUUCAGUCACCAGCGAGCUGCUCCAUGACAUCCAGGCCAGCUUUCAGCAGGAGCUGCGCAACUGCAUCGACCAGUUGAAUGCCCACCAUCAGCAACACAUCCAGGAGAUCAUUCAGCAGAUGCAAGCACAGCACGAGCACCACAUCCAGUGCCUUCAAUUUCAACAUGAGCAAGACAUUCGCAACAUCAUCAGUCAGCUCCGCUACCAGCACCGGUGCGAGCUUUGGGAGUUGAUGCAGGAACUUUGGUGGGCGUGA